AUGGGAAGAAGAGCGCAGGUCUGUUUCGGGAUUUUAGCCCUGCUGAGCAUUGCACUUAUUUCGGUCGCUGAGGAGGUCACUCCACCUCAUUAUCAGGAGCACCUUGAAAAGAAUAGUGCAGUCCACCAAGACGCUCAAGAUCAUGACUUGGACCAAAUUCAUGAUGCAAAUCACGAUGACGGCCACAUUCAUGACCACAAUAAUGAGCACGAUCAUGGCCACGAUCAUGAGCUCGAAAAGACCUUGCAGGCUACAGAAAGAUUUUUGCCGUUAGUUUGGGGUCAAGCACUGCUCGCCACGGCCUUAGUGGGCGCUGCACCCGUGCUAGUGUUGCUUGUGGUGCCGCUGGGCGUUGGUAAUCAAGAAAGACAGCAGCCUCUGCUGCGUAUCUUUCUAAGCUUUGCUGCUGGUGGAUUACUAGGUGAUGCACUGCUGCACCUACUACCUCAUUCGCUUCCGAAGGUUGCAGGACAUGCAAAUGAACAUAACGAUCACAGUCACGACGGUCAUGAUCACAACCACGAGGGCCAUAGCCACUCCGUUGCAGACCUCUAUGUAUGGCUUUGGACGCUGGCUGGGAUUUUGGUAUUUCUGUUUCUGGAGAAAUUUGUUCGGGCGCAAACUAGAGGGCAUGGGCACUCGCAUGGACACUCUCACGCUUCAGUAUCCCUGAAAGAUGGUGGGAUAUCCUCAGUGUCGACCAAAAAUCCCUCAGCGAGGAAGCGCAUUCUUAAAGAUGAAUGUGCAGAAGUUUUCGAAGAGAAGGUGAUUGAAGCCACGGAGCUUGGUAAAAAGCCAAUCGCACCUGCAGGCUAUCUCAAUUUGGCGGCGGACUUUUCACAUAACUUCACGGACGGUUUAGCUAUCGGUGCCACGUUCCUCCGCGGCUCUGGCUGGACCACGACAGUGGCGAUGCUGCUGCAUGAAUUACCACACGAGAUCGGUGACUUCGCCAUUCUUAUUCAAUCAGGUUUUACACGACGUGAAGCUAUGGCCACGCAGUUGCUGACUGCCAGCGGAGCUAUGGUCGGCACUGUCAUUGGUCUUGUAAUGGAAGGCACUGGAGACUCAAGCUCUGUCUGGAUCUCACCCUUCACGGCAGGAGGAUUUAUUUACAUUGCAUGCACCAGUGUAAUGCCGGAAUUGCUGGAGGAUUGUUCGCUGGCCCAGUCGUUAAAAGAGGCAGGAGCCAUGUGUUCAGGCAUCGGCCUUAUGGUCGUCAUUGCUUUGAGCGAAUAG
Plasmopara halstedii is the source of this 1239-nucleotide messenger RNA. Its product is annotated as zinc (zn2)-iron (fe2) permease family. Gene Ontology annotation, biological process: zinc ion transmembrane transport; intracellular zinc ion homeostasis. Gene Ontology annotation, molecular function: zinc ion transmembrane transporter activity. Bases 1 to 1239 code for a protein of 412 amino acids. The transcript has a single exon. Gene Ontology annotation, cellular component: membrane. The record is from RefSeq and is a predicted model, not a curated record. NCBI's taxonomy places the organism in Eukaryota, Oomycota, Peronosporomycetes, Peronosporales, Peronosporaceae.